Paecilomyces variotii is the source of this 1425-nucleotide messenger RNA. RefSeq names its product pyridine nucleotide-disulfide oxidoreductase-domain-containing protein. The transcript is spliced from 3 exons. The record is from RefSeq and is a predicted model, not a curated record. NCBI's taxonomy places the organism in Eukaryota, Fungi, Ascomycota, Eurotiomycetes, Eurotiales, Thermoascaceae. Bases 175 to 1353 code for a protein of 392 amino acids. Gene Ontology annotation, molecular function: oxidoreductase activity.
UCCCCCCCCAAAACAGCGGUGUCGGUGGUCUUCUCCUUUCUGCCAACGGAUUCCGAGGUUUUUGAUCGAAUAAAACGGCCGAUUCAUCGCAUUUCGAGCUCUCCCAUCUGCUGAGGGUUCUUCCAUUGUCUUUUCUGUGAUUUUAGCCAUUCUUUGUGGUCUUUUAUCGGCAGAAUGAGCAGCACACCGAGAUGUGCCGCGGUGGUGGUGGGAGCCGGUCCAGCAGGCCUCGCGGUAAUCGGGAACCUCCUGGAGAAGCAGAUUGGCGGCAAUAUUGCCUGGAUCGACCCCUGCUUUCAGGCAGGACGCAUCAAUAAGAAAUAUCGUGAGGUGCCUAGCAACACGAAAGUCUCUCUAUUCCAGGCGUAUGCCAAAGCUGUGCAGCCUUUCCGCACUGUGCUCGAUACGACUCCCAAGCCUAAUGCCUUCACGACGAUGACCAAACUGGAUCCGGACCAGGGGUGUCCUCUGCAUUAUGCAGCCGACCUGUGCAAAAUGCUCACUGAGGGAAUCACGAAACGUGAUGAUGUUUAUGCCUGCUGCGGCGUCGUUACCAAAGCUGAUCUGGCGGAGAAUCAGUCUCAGUGGACCGUCCAUAUCAAGAGCUACGAGACUCUCUCGGAGGUCCGGGUAAUUGCUCCGCGUCUGGUCCUCUGCACCGGUUCUUCACCAACGUUUCUCCCCAUCCCUGUGCCGGGGCUCUCUAUCCAGAAGCUGGAUCUGGACGUGGUUUUGAAGCCCAGUGAACUGAUCGGAGCUAUCCCCGCGGACUCGCCGCAAACGGUAGCUGUCAUCGGUGCUUCUCAUAGUGCCAUUCUGGCGCUCAUGAAUCUAGUCAAACUGGCUCGCUCGUCUCACCCGAAGCUGCGUAUCAAGUGGUUUACGCGGCACGGGCUGCGGUAUGCGGAGUACAAGGACGGCUGGAUCCUGAGAGACAACACGGGUCUCAAGGGUGUUGCAGCGACUUUCGCGAAAGAGCAGCUAGAAGAUAACCGACUGCCCCAGUCGGAGGCCGGCCGCUUUGUUGAGAAAGUCGAUUGCAGCGGAGGCAAGGAGACAGCGGAGUACCAAGCCAAGCUGCCGUCUUGCACGCAUAUCGUCCAGGCCGUUGGCUUUACUCGCGACCCUCUGCCCGCGUUGUCGCGGGAUGGGAAACCGCUGGAGCCGCAGUUUGACCACCAGACGGGUGGCUUCUCCGAUCAGGACGGCCAAGUGAUCAAGGGCCUCUAUGGUGCUGGUAUCGCCUUCCCUGAGCGUGUGGUUGAUCCGUACAAGAACGUGGAGCUGAACGUGGGCUUGUGGAAGUUCAUGAACUUCAUCAAACGGGUUUCCCCGAGCUGGGUUGCCGCGUAGAUGAUAGUUUUCUUGUUCUUUACUCUUGGCGUUGAUACCUCUGCUCUACUGUAAUUCCCUGUUGAUGCACAA